UUCCUUGAAGAUGCUGAGAACUUGGUUGCUGCAUUUCUCAAAGGGGUUUCCUUAAACCGCGUUGCUUAGCCUUUUUAUUUCUUUGCAAUAUUUGCAGCAGAAUCUAACCAGCUGAAAAUGCAAAAGCAGCUAUCAUUUGCAAAAACAGUGCCAACAAAAUUUUCCAUCUGAUUAUCUUGCUCCUUGUAGAGUAAUUCUUGGAAGUUUUAAGUAAAUGGAUUCAAGCCUUUUUGAGGCGAUUGCUAAAAAUGAAAGACGCACUUUUAUGAAUUUAGUUCGCGAUAAUGGAGAAAUUCUCCAACAAAGAACGGCUAAAACAUUACACACGCCACUGCACCUGGCCUCAAGAUUUGAUAAUAUCGACUUGGUCACAGAAAUUAUCAAGCUGUGCCCUGACAUGGUUACAGCUGAGAAUAGCAAGCUGGAGACUCCAUUGCAUGAAGCUUGCCGUCAGGGGAAUGUCAAGGUCUUACCGCUGCUAUUGGAUGCCAGUCCUUGGGCAGCUUGUAAGCUUAAUUCUGACAACCAGAGUGCAUUUUACCUGGCUUGUAGUCAUGGGCAUCUCAAUGUGGUCAAGCUCCUUUUGAGUAAGCCUUGGGUGCAGGGGUUGGAAGAAGAUAGCUUUGUUCAAAACAGCCUUCAUGUUGCUGUUUCAAGAGGAUACACAGGUAUUGUUAGGAAGAUUUUAGAGGUGUGGCCAGACUUUCCUCAAAAGAUUGACAGGAAUGGUUAUUCACCACUGCACUGCUCUUGUCAUAGAGGGAACGUGGAGAUAACGAGAAUGCUCCUAAAAGCUGGUGCAGAACUUGCUCUGGAAUUCAAUAAUGAUGGUUACACACCUUUGCACUUGGCUGCGAUGAAUGGCAACACUGCAAUUCUAAAAGAAUUCAUGUCUAUGGCUCCAACAUCUUUUCAGUGUCACACAAAGAAUGGAGAGACCGUUUUUCAUCUAAUUGUGAGAUACAACCACUAUGAUGCUUUCAAAUACUUGGUGCAUGUUUUCAAUGAUACCAAUAUCUUCCACUGCCCAGAUCAAUAUGGUAACACCAUCUUCCAUAUUGCAGUCUCUGGAGGUCACCAUCAGAUUGUGGAGUACUUAAUCAACAAAACAACAGUGGAUUUCAGUUACCAGAACCAUAAGGGACUCACAGCACUUGACAUCUUUGACCAGGCCAGUGGAAAUGUGCACAUAAAACUGAUCCAGCAGCAAGUAGAAAAAAUUUGUGAAAUUCAGGAUAAUAACACGUCUGAACCGGAGUGCUCGUCCAAGCAGACUAGUAAUUCCCUGACUAGUACCCUGACCAGUUUUGGGCAACAGAAACAUCUCAGUGAAAGACGACAGGGAGAACUAGCAGCACUUUAUAGAAGUCGUCAGAGUAAGCAAGAUGAGAUAUAUAGUGAGGCAGUUCAGAAUGCCAGGAACACAAUUACACUAGUGGCUAUUUUGAUUGCCACAGUUACAUUUGCAGCAGGUAUAAGCCCUCCUGGUGGCAUCUAUCAGGAGGGACCACUCAAAGGAAAGUCCAUGGUGUGCCAAACAACAGCUUUCAAGGUAUUUACAUUAAGCAAUAAUAUCGCAUUGUUCACAUCUCUAUGUAUUGUUGUUGUUCUAGUCAGCAUCAUUCCUUUCCAAAGAAAACCUCAGAUGAUGAUACUGAAGGUUGCUCACAAGGUCAUGUGGGUGGCAGUGUCAUUCAUGGCAACGGCUUAUUUUGCAGCAACAUGGGUCAUCAUUCCCCAUGUUAAGGGAACAGAUUGGAUGUUUGUAGUUUUACUGUCAAUUGGUGGAGGGACUAUAGGCACGUGUUUUCUUGGGUUAACUGUUAUGAUGAUAGAACAUUGGCUUCGAAAGCAGAAAUGGAGAAAAGAGAGAAAGAAAAGCAGUGACAGACUUGCAAGCAUCAGGAUGCAAACCCUACAUUCAUUCAAUUCAGAUGUUGAGAGUUCCUACCAUCAAGGAUAUCACUCAUACUAAAAACUGUCACCACUCCCCCCCUCUUGUUACUUUAAUUAAAGAUAUGUAGCAUUGUCUUUCUUAAUGCCUUUAAGAAUCUUGUAUUUCUAGCCAAGAAUAUAAAUUGAAUGCAAAAUUAGUA
Quercus lobata is the source of this 2096-nucleotide messenger RNA. Its product is annotated as ankyrin repeat-containing protein At5g02620-like. Bases 215 to 1975 code for a protein of 586 amino acids. Gene Ontology annotation, molecular function: protein binding. NCBI's taxonomy places the organism in Eukaryota, Viridiplantae, Streptophyta, Magnoliopsida, Fagales, Fagaceae. The transcript is spliced from 3 exons. Gene Ontology annotation, cellular component: plasma membrane. The record is from RefSeq and is a predicted model, not a curated record.